Durusdinium trenchii is the source of this 949-nucleotide messenger RNA. NCBI's taxonomy places the organism in Eukaryota, Dinophyceae, Suessiales, Symbiodiniaceae. The record is from the annotation of a GenBank genome assembly.
UGCAGAAGGAGCAGCAAGAGCUCCAAGCGCAACUGGCCGCAGCCCAGGCAGCCAUGGAAGAAGCUGCUUCUAAAUACUCCCAAGUGGUGCUGGCCAGCCAGAUCUUGGAACCACCGAUCGGCUCUUUGGACUCCGCGAUCCCUCAAGAGCCCCAGGAGAUCAUGGCAAAGGUGGGCGACCUUCUGGCCCAAGCAACCACGACCAUGGAUCCCGACCAGAAACAAGAAAUUCUGCGCAACAUGGCUGCUUUGCUGCAACUGGGCACGGACCACAAAAGACGAAGACGACAAGGGCCUGUGGACGGACAACCGGCGCCGUCUGACCCAGACCGCUACAUGGAAGGUUCGGACAGUCUUUGGCUGCAAGGGCCCCCUCAACAUUGGCUCCAGUUCAAAGUGGAUUGGCUGACGGCUGGCUGGCAGCCGGUCAUUGCCAAUGCACGGUGCAACGAAACGGGAGGAACAACCCGCGGAGUUGCGUUGGCCUUCAGGAAACACCUGUCUCGCCUGGACGCGCCGGGAAAUCAUGACCACCGUUGGACUGCGAGCAUUUUCCAAGCCAAAAACACAGAGAUGCUUUUGGUCAUCCUCUACUUGCAGGUUGGCGAAGGGCCCACCGGAUACACCAACCGACAAGUGCUCACAGAAGUUGGUGCUUUAAUCCUAACAUUGAACAUCCCCUACAUUGUGAUGGGGGACUUCAACUGCGAACCAGAGGAGUUGCUAGAAACAACUUGGCUUAGGCGCAUCAAGGGCAACAUUUUGGCCACUCCAGAUGCCACCAUUAGUUCUGGGAGUGUCCUGGACUAUGCAAUCCUCUCCCAUAGCCUGUGGGGACGGAUGGAAUUAGAAGUUCAGCACGAUGUCCCGUGGGGCCCCCACUAUGGGCUGCUUGGCACUUUACACCUGGACGGGCCUCUGCUCCAACCUUGCGAGAUGCUGGAGGACAG